Molecule: messenger RNA, 11045 nt
Organism: Xiphophorus couchianus (Monterrey platyfish)
Lineage: Eukaryota; Metazoa; Chordata; Actinopteri; Cyprinodontiformes; Poeciliidae
Gene: hic1
Product: hypermethylated in cancer 1
Exons: 2
Coding region: 705-2897 (730 amino acids)
Biological process (GO): regulation of transcription by RNA polymerase II
Cellular component (GO): nucleus
Molecular function (GO): protein binding; DNA-binding transcription factor activity, RNA polymerase II-specific
Source: RefSeq, a predicted model, not a curated record
AAACUAAUUUUAACUACAGACGAUUUUAAUGUGCUAACAUCAUCGUCCUGUUGGAGCUUUCAUCAUUAAAGCCAGUAUUUGUAAGAUCAACCAUGUUUGGAACAGAGAAAAUACAUCAUACAUUUAAAUGAUAACAACAAUAAGUUUGCCAUGUCACAACACAGAUACAGUAUCUAAAGUCCAUCACUUUAUAUCUCACUGUGGAUCUGAAAAGAUAAUAUUUAAACUUUUAUCUAUGGUUAGUAAAAUGUCACUGAACCCAUUGUGCAUUUCCUGUUAUCUUCCGGGAAAACAAAACUCAGAACCUCCCCGUUCUGGCCUGGCCCCGGAUAAUCGGCUCCAUACGCCGCUCCGCCGUUAGGUGUCGCUGUGCGCGCAGACUCUCGGCCGGGGCCGCGUGUUUGGUCCGAUCGGACCCCCAAAAAAAAUACAGCACCGAAGUGUCAGAUAGUCCUGUUAACGCGUGAGAAAAUCUCGACUUGCGGAGAGAGGGGAACUGAGACUGGGAGACGCAGAGAGGGAGAGAGUCCUGGGGAGACAUUCCUUCCUUCCUCUCUCUGGGCUUUUCGCAGGACUCCAGUGGGGAACAGCGGAGAUUACAGCAGCGGCGGCUGGAGGUGGUGGUUGGGGGGCGGAUGCCGAAAAGGAGCGAAGACGCGCGGCGGGAGCACCAGACAUGAGUCCGAGGUGGUGGACUGAAGACUAUGCUGGAUGCCAUGGAAGUUCCAAGUCAUGCUAGGGAUCUCCUCCUGCAGCUCAACAGCCAGCGCACCAAAGGUUUUCUGUGUGAUGUCAUCAUUGUGGUGCAGAAUGCGCUCUUCAGAGCUCACAAGAACAUUCUGGCCGCCAGCAGCCACUACUUGAAGUCCCUGGUGGUCCACGACAAUCUCAUCAACCUUGACCACGAGAUGGUGAGUCCAGCCGUCUUCAGGGUGAUCCUGGACUACAUCUACACCGGGCGCCUCAGUGAGGGAGACCCCACGUCCCCCACUGAACCCAAUCUAGGUGCCGUCUUGGCAGCGGCCAGCUAUCUGCAGCUGCUCGACUUGGUGGCCUUGUGCAAAAAGAAGCUGAGGAGAAUUGGGAAGUACCCUCCCCGUCCCGGUCCCGCAUUUCUACCUUACCCAAAAAUGGUGCCCAGCAGCAUGGGCUUAGGAGGUGGAGGCAGGUAUAGGGUUUCUACUCCUGUGAUUCAGUCCUGUCCUCCAGGGGGGAUUCUUAACACACCCAGAGCACCGUCGCUGGAUGAGCUGGUCCCCCAUCGAAUAACCAUCCAUAGCGGCGAGCUGUAUGCCCCCACGUCCAACCAGACCUCUCAGGUGUUCCCAUCUCUGCCUGCUCAGCUGGGACGCCCAGGCCACGCCGAGAGGAACUGCUCCCCCAGCUUCGGCCUCGAUCUUUCCAAAAAAAGCCCCACCUCCCAGUCUCAGCACACACCCUCUCAAACCCAUAUGGCAAACAGUCACAGCAAUGAGGAGCGGGAUGGAACUCUAAGUGGAGCCACUAGUCCCAUUCAGGGGGCAAAUGGGAGAGCUUUUAUGUCCGAAAAGAUGGAGUCUGUCGACCAGGCAGGUUCCCUCACCCCUCCACCUUUUCCCCACCUAAAUCAGCCCUUAGCCCCCCACCUGCCUCAUCUACAUCGCUCAGGUUCCCAAGGGACAGACCGCUACCCAUGCCCCGUCAGCCCUGACACCCCGACAGAAGGUGGAGAAGCAGGAAGAGAAAUGGGAAACAUCUACCGCUGGGUGAAACACGAGCCCCUGCCGUACGCUGGGGAAGAUGACGAUGAGGAUGAGGAUGAAGAGGAAGGGGCUGAGAACGGGGACCAGCAUCACAAUCAUCACAAGCCAGGGGAGGAGAGCGAAGGUGUGGAUGACAAGAGUGGCUCUGGCACGGAGGAGACGGGCAGCAGCGAGGGCCGUCCGUCCCCUACCGGCCCCAUCGGGAGAUUCCACAUGCCGUACGAGCCCGAAAGCUUCGGGGACAAUUUGUACGUCUGCAUCCCCUGCGAUAAAGGCUUCCCAAGCUCAGAGCAGCUCAACGCACAUGUGGAGACACAUACAGAGGAGGAACUGUACAGCUCUGUUGGGGAGAUGGGUAACAACAACAACAACAGCGGCACCAAAGGCAUUGGCGGCAACACGAACGGUUACGGAAACCUCAACAGCGGCAAUACUCCAAACAGCAUGUCGCAUCUGGAGACCAAAUCUGACCAGGGCCUGAAUUCAGGAACCAUCGGGGAGAUGAUCAGACCUUACCGCUGUUCCAACUGCGAUAAGUCUUACAAAGAUCCGGCCACGUUGCGCCAACACGAGAAGACGCACUGGCUGACGCGGCCUUACCCCUGCAGCAUCUGCGGCAAGAAAUUCACACAGCGCGGCACCAUGACGCGCCACAUGCGCAGCCACCUGGGCCUCAAGCCUUUCGCCUGCGAUUCAUGUGGGAUGCGCUUCACUCGCCAGUACCGCCUCACUGAGCACAUGCGCAUCCACUCUGGGGAAAAGCCCUAUGAAUGUCAGGUGUGCGGGGGGAAGUUUGCCCAGCAGCGCAACCUCAUCAGCCACAUGAAGAUGCACAGCGGUGGGGGGACCGGAGGCGGCCUGACGGCAGACGGGAAGCUGAAGCUGGAUUUUGCAGAGGGCAUAUACCCCCUGAGCAAGUACGCAGCGGAGCACCUGGGGCUGAAGCAGGAGAAGGCCAACGAGCUUCUCCUUCAAGCGCAGCAGCAACUGGUGGCAGACGCAAAGGCCAUUGAGUGCCUCUACCCGCUCACCAAGCUUGCGUCGGAGCAUCUGGGCCUCACCCAUGAAAAGAUGGACAUCAUGGGCCAACCACUUCCUCCUCCUCCCCAGCCAAUCUCUGACAGCCGAACCAUCGACCGCUACUCGCCCAGCUAAGACAUUUGAUAUGUGAAGUUGGCAAUCACAGACAUGUCUGCGCGCACUCACAGUUUGCAGUAUUUGAAAGCCAUUCACCUCAACUCCAUAUCUUCCUCUGCACCUCAGACCAGGCCCGAGUGGAACUGGGUCUUGCUCAUGCACACCGAACUGUUUAGACUGUAAGUGCCUUUCUAUGCAUCUAAUGUAUCUUUUUAAAUCCUCCUUCAUAAAGGAGCUCUACUUUCUGUGACCAAGGGACACUCGAUGAAAGAACUUCAGUAUUUAUGUACAGUCUAUGCAAACAAACAUGUUUUUUUUCUUAAUUCCAACCAUUGAGCCAUAGUGACUAAGUCAAAACCAAAAGGAAAUUUAUUUAUUUUUGUAUAUGAUGAAAUCCAAAGAAAACAUGUUGCAGAGAUACUUUGCAAUCUGACCCUAAACCUGUGUACUAUUCAUGUAUGAAAAGAAAAAGAAAAAAGCACAAAAGGAACAAUAUUCAGGACUUUUGUUUUUUCAAUAUUCAGGACUUUUAAGGUCUAAACAACAUCAAGAAAAAAGCAACUCACCUGGAUUUUUUAUUAUUAUUAUUAUUUUCUUUUUUUGUACAAUCUUGGGGUACGGGAUACUUUGUGUGUCUUGAUUCUUUGCUUGUCUCCCCCUUUUAUGUGAAAUAGCUGAAACGUAAUGCAUUUCUCUAUGCCUUUUUUUUUUUCCCCCACUCCCAAGCGAGGGGCGGGGCUCUGUGUGGAUAAAUGCUCAUCCCUUAUGUGACAGCAGCGGUGGCUUAAUCGGCUUUACACCCGGCUUUCAACCACUCUUGAGCUAAAGCUUCCUCUGCAGUGUGACAAAUGUUCCUUAGCUUUCAGCUGUUUUGGAGAUGCACUGAGCAGAGCCCUGUGAUCUCAUGAGUGGGACAUGAUUGCACAUACCCAGCUGAUGACACACUAAUCCCUGUUCACGCCGACUCGCGGGUGUUGGUUUGUGCUUUUGUAGAAACAGAGAGGCAGAGAGGCGUACGCUGGGGCUGAAUUGGUGACGAAGGAGUCUGUCAUUGACUGACAGACUUUGUUUCUAUUUUAAUAAUUGAGUGAUGGUCAACAGUGGUCAGAGGCCUUGUUGUGGACGCUUCCUUAGAUUCCAGGGGCUGCAUGAUGGAGCACUGAGUAACACUGAACCUCUCCCUCCCUCACUAUAUUAAUUUGUUUCUUCUGUAAGGAAGACUGUUUGGUUUUAAUAAUGGGACUCUGUACUAUUUUUUACUCAGUCUAAUAAUUUCACGAGUGUCCUCAUUAGCGAUGCAAAUCUUUCGAUUCCAUUCGAUUUUCAUGGUCACGAUUCAAUUCAGAAGUGUUUUUUUUUUUUAAACGAAAACCAAUUUUUUCCACUCAAACGCUCCGGAGAUUGUAUUUAAAUGAUUUGCAUGAUAAGAGAAACAGAUUUAUUUAAAGCAAUUCUUUAAUAUCCCAUACUGCAUCAAAUCUAAUCAGUUUACAUUCACACUAAAGCAGGGAUUGCGCAUAAAAUUCUGCAACAUAAAUUACCAGCAUUAGGUUAGCUUAGCUGCGUGGUUUAUCUGAAAUAAAAAAAAAUGAUCAGAGAAUUAUUCUAUUAAAUUUAAAUUUAAAACGCAUUUUAAAAUCAAUUUUUGAGCAUUUUGAUUUAAUCCAGAAUUUCCAGGACUAGGAAUUGUGACUCUUUAUACAAUCUUUUUUUCCCCCCCUCCACCUCUAACUCAUGCUGGCCCAUGGCUUCUCAUCCCUCUCAUUUUUCGGCAUUGCUGUGGCCCCUUGCCUUAUAAGCACUCUACCAACUUAGAGGGACGAUAUUCCCCUUCGCACACAGCAGGCUGCUAAUCUGUCAGCAACAGGAUCAGAAGAAAGCAGCCUGUUGUGACUCUUCCCUGAACAAGCCGGUGGGGUGAACAAGCUCUCCCCCAGCUGCUGUCCUCCAGUAAAUCCCUGUGAAAUCCCACUUUCUCCUGGACAAUUCGCACUUGCUCGCCGGCAUGAUGUCCCAUUUCACGCCUGCCAUCUCACUCCUCUGAUCCACUGUAAAACGUUACAUCCGAGCCCCAAGUGUCUCCUCUUGCCUCUCUGCCUCUCCCCCCCCCAGCCAGUCCCGCUCAAGCCAAAGUUUUGAGAUAAAAACUUAUUUCCUGACCGAGGAAUUCUUCCAACUUGAAAACACAAAGAGCACUUAAAAAAAAAAAAUUGUGUUUUGAAGGCACUUUUUUUUUUUUCUUUGUCUGCAAUUUUUUCCACCAAAGAAUAUAUCGGCCUUUUUUUUCUUUCUAUUUAUAGCUAGUUCUUGAUUUAGAUUAGGGAGAAAAAAUAAAAAUAAAAAAUUGACCACUAUAGUGCCAACGCCAACCUCUGGAGGUGAAUGUGAAGACUAAAGCCAUAAAUACACUGUGACAGAAAUAGUUAUUCUGAAAGCCUUAAAGUAAAAAAAAAAAAAAAAGUGCCUCACUUUUGUGAAUAUGUUUUUUUUUUUUUUUUCAAAUGUAAAAAUAAUUUAAGGGCGUCUCUUCCAGUAGCAUAUGAUCAUAUCGAGCAUGCUUUAUCUUGUGACUUUCUGUUCUUGUCUUCUUUUUGAUUUGUGGCGCACGUUGAAAAAGAAAGGGAAAAAAAACACAACAAAAAGACUGGUGCUUACCUCAGGACUGAACCCAGCUAAGAUUUUGUAAACCUUAGCCCAAAAAUAUCGGCCUCACCACCCCCAUGACAAAUACACCUAUUUCUUUACUAAGGGGGCAGCAGUCCCUGUUUUUAAACCUGUGGUUUUUCUUCGUGUGUUUGAACAUUACUUUUCCUAUUAUGGUUUUAUGGGUGAAGAGAUGACAUGUGUUGUUAUGUUUUGCUUUUCAUAUAUAGUUACUGUCGUCCUCAAAGAGGCGCUUCGUUUUACUCCUACACCAUUAGAGGCUGUAAAUGUUUGUGAUUUUUAAUAACUGGGUAUACACGGUUUGCGUUUUUAUGUUUUGAAAUUUUCUUUAGCCACAUGUACGGCGAUAUCUAGGUGACAAGUGCUGUGUUUUGAAAUAUCUCCCCCACCCACAACGACGUGAUGUGAUGCCUCAUCAGCACUUCCUCAAACAGACCGGCAGUAUCUCGGAAACUAACCUCACGUCGCUCUGCCCCCUUUUUCCCCUGAAGAUGUUGAACUCUUGACACCGGCCAGACAGAGGUCGCGCUCGCGCAGAGGAAGUCGGCUUGUUUGUUCUCGGCUGCCUGGUGCCUUCAGCUGAGCUCCGUGACCAAAAAGUCUAAAACAACUGCUCGCAGGGCUCUCGCUGGCAGAAAAAAAAACAACACAAAGCAAAAACAACACGCUCCAUAAACAAGUGCAUGUGUCGUAAAAUGUAGGAACAAGCGGAUGUGAGUCGUGGGAAUUCGAGGCUCCUUUGCUCUCUCUCAUUCACUGGCUUGAGUGAAAAUCCAACUCCUUGCCAGCACCACCAAAAUAACACGAUACGUUUCCACUUCAAAUCUGCGCUGAGCGGAAACGGAAAGAUAAUGCUUGAAUCGUUUUUUUUUUGUUUUUUUGUUUUACAGUAUGCACUCUCUGAAAUUUUCUUCAUCUGCUUUAACGUGUGCAGCAGAGUGCGUUGGCCGAGCAUCUAUAGGGCAUCUAUUCACUUGAUUGUUUGUCUGUCACUGCGCUACAUGGGCAUAAGAUGAGCUGUGUUUUUUUUUUGCUGUGAAGGAGAAGAGCUGAGGAGCAGGAAGUGAACUUUUGGCUGGUGAGCAGCGCUGAGCAGGAUGUGCCGUGUGUUUCUGCUCACAAGCAGAUAUGGGGAGGGAGAGAAGCGGGGAGAACGCAGCGGGGUGGACGUGAGCCAUUGUCUCAGUAUGGAAAGCCUGUUCGUAUUUCUGAAGCUCUGGAUUCAGAAAAGCAGUGGACUGUAUCUUCUCUGUUCCUUCCUCUUAUUUGCUCUUUGGGAAUAAAACUUCUGCUCAGUGUCACUGAGCUUUAGGAGCUUGGGUGGGUGUGUGCUUUAGAAGUUGCACAGUGACCAGGACUUGAGGGUUAUAUACAUAUAUAUAUAUAUAUAUAUAUAUAUAUAUAUAUAUAUGCUGUUUGUAUCUGAGAUGUUACCCUAUUAAUCUUUACAAUGUCAUGUUUUGUUGCAUUACAACUGCAAACUUGAGUGCAUCUCGUUGGAGCCGUGCAUCACUAUAAAGUGGGAUGAAGAAGGUCAUAGUUUUCCAUUUUAUUUCAUUACCGAAUAUUAAUCUGAAAAGUGUGGCUUGCAUUUUUAUUCAUUUUGAUCUAAAUUUUGCAAACUAGCUAAUUCUUUGCUUGCAAAGCCUUUGCACAACUGAUUUCUCUUAUUAUUAUCCUCAACAAGGGUUUUUGUAUGGACUGGGCCAGUUUAACACUUGAAUGUUUUCAUCUAAGCUGCUUCAUUGUAUUUUAGGGUUUAUAUUGAAGAUUGUUUACUUGCCCAGUUGUUGGUUUUUCACCAGAAAAUAGAUUACAAUUAUGAAAGUAGCCCCCUAGCAUAGUUUAUCUGUAUUCUAUUUAGAAUUAAGUAGCUAAAUACAAAUGCACUCCACACUUUUUGGAUUUUAAUUUUUUGGAUGUUUAUAGACUUUGUGCAUUUUACCCUUCUACUUCGCAAUUAUUCUCUACUUUGGGUAAAUCUGUCAGAUGAAAUCUCAAUUAAAUACCUACAAUGUUGCGGUUGUAACCUGACAAAAUGUAAAAAAAAAGAAAAAAAAAGAAAAUGGUUCAAGUGGGGUGAAAUAGCUUUAGCGCGGCACUGUAAAUAAUUUCAUGUGGCUCCGAAAGUAAAAUGUAAAUAAGUAAUAAAAAUGUCGGCAUGUUUCUUUUUCUCUGUGGCUGUCUAAUUUAGUCACAGUCAAAUUAUUGGAGCCUUGUUUCAAUUUACUGGUGUAGCCCCAAGGGAUUUUAUGCCAUUUGCCUUCGUUAAUGUUAUUUAGAUGAGAAACCAACACAGCAAGCCUCUCUGGGCCACCAUAAAAGUUUAGAUUAAGAUACUCUAAAAUUUAUUUAAUAGGUUCUUAAGAGCUGAUUUGUAGUCAUAUAAAAUAGGAAAAAAAAAAUUAAAGGGGGAGGCCAUAUUAGAGAGCUCUCUGCCAGUUUUUGUAAAAGAAAGUGUUUCUCCACCAGCAGAACAGGAAAAGAUUAUGUGACUCUGACAAGCUGAGUUGUCCUGUUCUCCUACCGCUGUUUAACUUUUAUUAGAUUUUACAGCGUUUGCCAAAAAGACUAAAGCACUUAGCAGACAUGACAGAAGUAAAAGCAAAACUAAAGUACAAAUUUCAUGACUUUCACACGUCAAACUGUGAAAUCUAAGCAAGCUAGGCCUCUGACUAAUUUGCAUUAUAGUAAAGGUCUUCUUUUAUCUGGCAUAUCAUGGCACUUCUAUUCGUUUCUAAAAGAAUGUAUGCCUAGAUGCACACUCCUGAAACCGGCUGUUAGCUUUAGCAUUUACUCAACAACGUAGCAUGUAAACAUUUUCUCUACAACCUGAAGUGUUCAUUAGUAGUACAGGGGUCAGAAACUCUGCUAGCAAACUGACUUUAGUAUCGGUGGUGUCGCUAAGGUAGCUAAACCUUGACGCAACAUUUUUAAAUGUACUCAAACCAGGUGGCAUAAAGCUAGUCUAAAAUGUGCUGUCCAUUAGCAGUGACAUCAUUAGCAUCAUUAGCUCAGUUAGCUAGAACGCCUUACGUUAGCCCUAUCUGCAAAACUAGCUAGGCUAUGUUACAGACAGAAACAAACUUACAUUUAACUUAAUAUAUUCAGCUUAAUAUAUUAAUUGAUAAUACAAUCCAUUUAUCAGCCUUAAUAUCCUAUGUAGGAAAGUCCAGCUAAUUAUCAGGUUGGCUGAACCAGCAUUUUAAGUUUAGCUACAUAAAAAAAAAUCUAGGCUUCAUCAAAACAAAGUAAAAUUGUUACAUUGAACACUAUAUUCACAAACAAAAAAAGUAUUUUUCUAGCUAAUAUUUAAAACCUUAAAAAAAACAACUUUUUCUAUUUAUGCCGAAGCCUUGCUGUAUUCAUAAUACUGUCUUAUAGUCUUAACAGACAUUAAUCUGUCUUAAUUAGCAAAUGACCUCAGUUAUCUGACGUAUUCACUUGCUGCACCUGUAAGACCUCCAGGUCUUACCUGUCCCGCUGCUCAGAAGCACGAGGAACAAGACUUUUUUUUUUUUUUAUUAUUGCAAGCAGCAGCUGCUUUCCAUUUAUUUCCCCCCAAACUGCAUUUUUCUUAGACGAACAAAAAAAAAAAAAAGAGAAAAGAAACAGGAAUCGCCGCAUUGUGAUAUUUUUCAAAAACUUUUAUUACGCCUUUAGCUUUCCCAAGAAGUCCCACGACCGACCACCCUCCCUCUGGCUCUCCUCCCUCCCACCGGUGCACAGCUUGGCUGCGCUGCCCUUUUACCCUGACGGAGCACAGCUCCCCUCUUCACCUCGCUCUGCGCUCCUCCUCCUCCCCUCCCGUUAACUUGCUUGACUUCCAGCUGCUUUUCAUGCAGAAGAUGACUGUUGUCUAAAUGUUUACAUGGAGAGCUACUUUCUUUUUCUUCUCGUCCUCCCCCCCCCUGUCCCCCUUUUUUAAAAUGAGCUUUGAUGCGUGUUUGAAGAAAGUGCAAACUCUUGGAGCCAAAAAAAAAAAAAAAAAAAAAACCAAAACACAAUAGACAAAAAAAGUAUCCGACGCUGUUAUUACAUUCAGAUUUUACGCCAAGAAACGGUGUGUUAAAGGGAAGAUUAAAGGCGCUGUGCCGUUGUAGAGGAAAUGCAGAAUAAUGCGAGGGGAAAUGUUCAGGGGGGAAAAUAUGCUCAGAAAGAUGCCAGUAAAGUAAACAUGUUUGAAAUUGCACAAUUGAGUCGCGCCUUGGUUGCACCAGCCAAGUCAUGCGUUGGAGAUGGAGAGAGAACAAGUAAAAGGAGAGAAGUUGAGAGUGAAAAAGAAACAGAAACAGAGAGGGUGGAAACCCCCCCUCCCAAUAAAACAGCUUGAGCUCGAUAGUUGUGGCUGUUUUUGAGCUGACGAUUGCAGCAAUGCUCGUCAGGUUUUUUUUUGAAACGCUUGCUCACGUCGUCGUGUCUUCCGAGAUGAUUACCCCACAGUGUGUGCCUUUGUAAGCCCGGAUAGUGCAAGGGUUUCUGUUCGCAUGUCACUUUACAUCUGUUCAGCUGCGUUAAAUGCAGAAAAAAACAAAAACAAAACAUGGAUUGACUCGUUUGACUUACAGCACAACUUCGAAACUCAAAGAGAAAGGAUGAAAGAAAAAAAAAAAAAGAGCCAGAAAUUGGAGCAUUUUGAAAUCUCAAACACACACGCCCACACACACGCAGCUGGCUGGCAGACACCAGAUUAGGUCAGAUUUAAUUAGGUCGCCCUGCUCCGUUUGGAGUGUCGCUCCUAGUUGAGAAAGUCAUUUUUAAAGAGGAACCCACGCCAGUGACAGAUUCCCUUCCAACAAAAGCCUCGGGGGUCCUCAUGCAGAAGGCAACUAUUUUGGUUCUGAAUAAAAACACGUUUUACGCGUCGAUGCAGUCGAUCAGAAUCUGAUCAAACUCACGUUGGAUCUUAGGGAUGAUGCAAAAGUUCAGCAGCAGCUUAAAGUGUCUUGUGGACGGCGGUUGUUGGAAACAGCUGGAAAAGUGCGGAACUUAACGCGCGCGCGUCCAAACAUCGCAGGGGAAAUGGGAUUUUUCAGGACUUCAAAAUGGAUCUGUUUGCAUCAGAACUUCAUAAAACAUGACCAGACUCCAACCCUUUCUUCUUCUUUUUUUUUUUGUUUUGUUUUUGCGGUGGUUACAAUUAAAAGCAAUACUUUAAACCAAACAGUAUUUCAAAGAAAAAAAAAAAAAAAACCACACACACACACACACACACAUUCUGCCUUUUUAUGUGUCAAUAUUGAUCUUAUCUUGCUUUCAUGAAAUGAAUGUAUUUAUUGCAUGUCCAAAUGUUUCAUAGCUAUUUUUUUCUUUUUCUGUGUAAAUUUAAUUGUGGGUUUUUAUAAGAAAUUCAUUUUAUAAUGACGUAUUGAUGAUUUUUUUCUGUUGUUGUUGAUAAGGCUUUUAUUUUUUUAAAAGCCAAUGUGAAAAAUGUAUUUUUUUCUGUUUGUUUUGCAGAUAUACUCCAAAUCAACUUGGCAAUAAAACAAAUUGCGUAAUGGA